ACAGUUGCUGGGAGUACAAACCUUUAAAUAAUAGUUGAAAAACAAUAGGUCAAAAUGUCUAUGAUCUUCAAUACGGAGUGGGGCUACUUGGAGGCACUAACGCGUGGCUUCAAGAAUGGUAUGCUGAAGCAUUCAGACUAUCUUAACCUCACCCAAUGCGAUUCCCUGGAGGACGUGAUGAUCAGCAUCCAGGGCACAGACUACGGCAUUAUUUUCGGAGGUGAAAACAAGGAACCAUGCGUGGAGGUGAUCGAAAGGGCCUUGAGGGACCGUCUUCUGCAGCAGUACUACUACAUACGCAGUCAUGCGACCGAACCAUUGACCACUUUUAUGGAGUACAUCCGCUAUCCCUUUAUGAUCGAUAACGUGGCGCUUCUGAUUGCUGGCCUGAACAACCACCGAUCCAUGAAGCGUCUGCUGAAGAUGUGCCACCCGCUGGGUGAAUUUGACCAAAUGGGCGCCAUCGAGGUGGCCACCAAUUCCUCGGAGCUCUUCGACGCCAUCCUAAUUGACACGCCCAUCGCCCAGUUUGUGCCACCCGAUCUGCCCAUGGGAGGCCUGCAUCACCUCGACGUGGAGAUUAUCCGCGCCCACUUGUACCGCGCCUAUCUGGAGAAAUUCUAUGCCUUUUGUAAUGAACUGGGCGGCACUACUGCUAACGUGAUGGCCAAUCUGUUGUCCUUCGAGGCGGAUCGUCGUACCAUCACCAUAGCAGUGAAUUCGAUAGACAGCGAAAUCAGUCCAAAGGAUCGGCUUAGGAUGUUCCCCUCCUGCGGCUACUUGCCCAAGAUCGCCCUGGCCAGCAUGUCCGUUCUGAAUGACUCGGAUAAAAUAAGGGACGUGUGCAAUAUGUUCGAUGGAUACGGCAAGAUGUUCGACAACUUUGAGCGCGACACUGACGGCAUGAUCACGCUGGAGGACCGCUUCCUCAUGGUCGAGGCCAAGAAGAAUGUACAGACCUUCCUGCAGCAGUUUCAGUUCGGGGUCUUCUACUCGUUCAUGAAACUCAAGCAUUUGGAGUGUCGCAAUAUCGUUUGGAUCAGCGAGUGCAUUGCGCAGCGCCAGACGGACAAAAUCAAUGCCUACAUUCCCAUACCCUUUGAUUAAUUAAUAAGGCAUUUUUCAUUAGUGGGUACAAUCCAAGCUUUUUUUCGUUCACUAUUAGUUAUAAUUUUUAAAUGAUUUUUUGGUUUCUAAAUUUAGAAAUUUGU
This is a messenger RNA of Drosophila subpulchrella, 1211 nucleotides long. RefSeq names its product probable V-type proton ATPase subunit d 2 (gene VhaAC39-2). The transcript is spliced from 2 exons. The record is from RefSeq and is a predicted model, not a curated record. Gene Ontology annotation, biological process: proton transmembrane transport; vacuolar transport; vacuolar acidification. Bases 55 to 1107 code for a protein of 350 amino acids. Lineage: Eukaryota; Metazoa; Arthropoda; Insecta; Diptera; Drosophilidae. Gene Ontology annotation, cellular component: early endosome; lysosomal membrane; proton-transporting V-type ATPase, V0 domain. Gene Ontology annotation, molecular function: proton-transporting ATPase activity, rotational mechanism.